UGAUGUGCUCUUUAGAUUUUUGCUUUGGAUAUGGCGCGUCUAGUUGCUGGCACCAAAUUUCACGGAGAUUUUGAAGAAAGAUUAACAGGGAUUGUUGAUGAAGUUAAACAAAGUGAUGGAAAUAUAGUUCUUUUCAUUGAUGAAUUGCAUACCCUUGUUGGCAAUGGCCAGACACUAGAUGCUACUAAUAUACUAAAGCCAGCUCUUGCAAGAGGCGAGCUAAAGUGUAUUGGAGCCACAACAAUUGAUGAAUAUCGAAGGUACAUUGAAAAAGAUGGAGCACUCAAAAGGCGUUUUCUGCAUGUGGAUGUGCCAGAGCCAUCUGUUGAUGAGGCGGUAGAGAUACUGAAAGGAAUACAACGAAAAUACGAAGCUCAUCAUGAUGUCAAAUACGCAGAUGAGGCUUUGGUUGCAGCAGUUCGUUUAUCAAACCAAUACAUAAGGUCAAAAUUUACGUUUACUUACCUUGUAACCUAUCAGAUCAUAUCAGAUAGCAUUUUAUGUUUUCAAUUAAUCCCUUUCAUCUUGAAUACACAACAACAUAUGUACUUUUAUAUAUGUUUCAGCGGUCUAUUUCUACCGGAUAAGGCCAUAGACUUGAUCGAUGAAGCUGGUGCCAGAGUUCAGCUGCGUCAAGCGCGAUCAGCUUCAGAGAAACUUCUUGUGACUGAAGAGGAUAUACAAGCUGUUGUCUCGAUGGUGACGGGAAUUCCUCUUGAUAAAGUCACCGAUAAAGAAUCUCGUCGACUCUUAAACAUGGAGGCAGAACUGCACAAGUACAUUGUAGGCCAGGAAGAAGCUGUGAAGGCAGUUAGUCAUGCUAUUCGCCGAGCACGAGUCGGCACAAAAGACCCCAACAAACCAAUUGCGAGCUUUUUAUUCACCGGUCCGACUGGCGUAGGGAAAACAGAACUUGCCAAGGCAUUGGCUGUUGAGUAUUUUGGCUCCAAAGAAGCCGUCGUCAGGAUUGAUAUGUCUGAAUACAUGGAAAAACAUACUGUAUCAAAGCUUUUUGGAUCACCUCCUGGCUAUAUAGGGUAUGAUGACGGUGGUCAGUUUACUGAAGCUGUUCGUUGCAGAGCCCAUACCGUGGUUCUCUUUGAUGAGAUUGAGAAGGCUCACCAAGAUGUUAACAGGGUGUUUCUUCAGAUUUUAGAUGAUGGUACGUUGACUGAUGGUAAAGGACGAAAGGUGGACUUUAAAAACACAAUCAUUAUAAUGACUUCAAAUAUUGGUAAUAGCUUGAUUGCCCAGGAAGACGAGGAAGAUGAGAUACGAUUCAACACCGUCAAGCUUAUAGUAGCUGAGGAACUGAAGAAAGAAUUCAGCCCAGAGUUCUUGAAUCGAAUAGAUGAAGUGAUCGUGUUCAGAAAAUUGAACAAUGCACAGCUAAACGAGAUUGCAGACUUGAUGCUUGCGGAAGUUUACGGAAGGCUAAAGGCAAAGAACAUCAUUAUACGAGUAACAGAUGGAUUAAAAAGGAAGAUAAUUGAAGAAGGGAACAACCUUAGCUACGGAGCAAGGCCAUUGAAGAGGGCCAUUGUGAGGCUUUUGGAGGAUAACAUUGCUAAAGGGAUCUUGAAUGGAUUUGUAGAGGAGGGACGUUCUGUCAUUGUAGACGUUAAUUCAAACGGAAACGUUAUCAUGCUACAUAGUGAUGUAGCCGUAGAAACCGAAGAUUACGAGCAUUCUAUGAUUUAGGAAGAUUUAUUUCGACUUUUUUUGCGCUAAUUGCUAUUUUUAUUUUUAUUGUGCUUCCGUCUAUAU
Molecule: messenger RNA, 1767 nt
Organism: Populus trichocarpa (black cottonwood)
Lineage: Eukaryota; Viridiplantae; Streptophyta; Magnoliopsida; Malpighiales; Salicaceae
Product: chaperone protein ClpC, chloroplastic-like
Exons: 3
Coding region: 31-1701 (556 amino acids)
Biological process (GO): cellular response to heat
Cellular component (GO): cytoplasm
Molecular function (GO): ATP hydrolysis activity; ATP binding
Source: RefSeq, a predicted model, not a curated record